AUGGGGAUUGAUGCAGAAGACUCUCCUUCAGCAGGCGGAAGCUGCAUGCCGCCACCUGAAGCCACCCCAGCAGGUCCGCUGUCUCUCGAUAUUACGUAUACAGCCCAUGUUCUGGGAGAUCUGAACGGCCUGAGACACAGGGAUUAUACGAGAUAUCGGAGUUACCUCACCCGUCGCUUAGGCCGCUUACGGCGACACUUGGAUGCGAAACAUGGCAGACACCGAUACGUGCCCAAGCCGCUACCGGAUAUUAUUACCGACGAACGGUACCUGUUGUUGGUGCUGCUUCAAGCUGAACGGGCAUGGGCCUAUGGCAUGCAGCUCAAGAGCGACAAUGCUAGCGCCGCUACACCUAGUGCCAAGCUCCGUGCGCACUCGAUCCGCCGGUUUGCAAAGGCCCUUUUGUAUGCCCGUCAGCUGGAGGCCCUUUGUAGGGGGCCCCUGGGAGGGCGGGCCUCCUCUGGGGGCCCUCAGCGCCCGGGGCCCUCGGGUACGGGGCCCGAGGCCCCCGGGGAGGGGCAGGGGCCCCCCCGCGUAGACGUUGAUGAUGAAGGCCCCCUGUGCGACGGCCGGACCUGUUUGGAUGCGCUGGCGUAUCGGUACGCCAUGGAAGCUGCGUUGCAGCAGGAGAAGGAGCAGUGGGCAGCUGCGGCAACAGUGCUGCAGCAGCUGCAGCAGGUGUACAUCCAGCUGAAACGGCUAAGCAGCACGCAGCCGGAGCUUGAGAGACUCUACAAGACCAAGAUCGAGGCGUUGGACCCCCUGUUGCGUCUCUGCGUAUUCCAUUCUGGCGAUAUCCGAGGUGCCGCUGCUGCUGCGCAGCCGCAGCAGCAGGAGGCCCCUUCCACAGCCGACGCUCGAAGGAAGGCCGCUGCCGCUGCCGCUGCUGCAGCAGCGGCAAAGAGCAGCACCGGGUGUAUUGCCACGUGGAGAGGCACGCCAGUAGAUCCCAAGAAGGAGAAACCGAGGGCAGCAAUGAGCGCAGCACUUGCGAACUGGAAGGAGCUGCAACUGCUCCCCCUAGAAACGCUCCGCACGCUUGCCGCCGCUGCUGCAACCGACAUGAAAACCAUGGCUCCCACUCUCACAGAGGCUGAUGCUCAGAUUUGGGCAGAGCAGUAUGGAGAGGCUUCCGCCCGAUUUAGAGACUGUGUGGAGCUGGUUCACAAGGAAAUGAUGGCAGAUCCUGAGGAGUCGUCAUGGCUGCACGCCCAGGCCUCUCUGCUGCAGAUGGUCGGUACUGCUCCUUUGAUUGCAAUUUCUGUUGCAGUUGCUGGGGCAUUUGCAGCAGCCGGAUGGGGUAGCGCUCUCCGGGUUGCUGGUCGCAGUCUUGGCAUGCUGCAGCCUGCUAUGUCCGCUACUGUUGCUGCUGCUGCAGCAGAUCUGCGGGAGUCUCGGGAGCUGUCGAGAGCGCACGAAGGCUUUCGCUUUGCAAAUCUGUUACUUCAGGGCCUUGAGCAGAUGCAGGGGGAGGAGGCCCUCCCCGAUGAGCGCCGUCCGCAGUUGCAACGGUGGAUUCAGAUAGCGAAGGACGGCAAGUACGUGUUACUGUUGUUGGGAGGACUGCAUCCACACACGGCUUCUCCCAGGAGCACUGUCGCUGUACAGGGCCCUCUUAGAUGCGCCUGUGGUGCUGCAUCUCAGUUUUAG
Cyclospora cayetanensis is the source of this 1650-nucleotide messenger RNA. RefSeq names its product signal recognition particle subunit SRP68. Gene Ontology annotation, cellular component: signal recognition particle, endoplasmic reticulum targeting. NCBI's taxonomy places the organism in Eukaryota, Apicomplexa, Conoidasida, Eucoccidiorida, Eimeriidae. The record is from RefSeq and is a predicted model, not a curated record. Gene Ontology annotation, molecular function: 7S RNA binding; endoplasmic reticulum signal sequence receptor activity; signal recognition particle binding. Gene Ontology annotation, biological process: SRP-dependent cotranslational protein targeting to membrane.